Messenger RNA from Exserohilum turcica Et28A, 1464 nucleotides. RefSeq lists its product as uncharacterized. NCBI's taxonomy places the organism in Eukaryota, Fungi, Ascomycota, Dothideomycetes, Pleosporales, Pleosporaceae. The transcript has 2 exons. Bases 1 to 1464 code for a protein of 487 amino acids. The record is from RefSeq and is a predicted model, not a curated record.
AUGGCACACUCAGCACCCACGGCCACGGCCAACGGCCAGAACGGCCUCCUGCGCGCACUCCCGGCAUCUCGGAUACUCUACCUCUCACUUGUCGGCUUCGUGGCAUGGUCGACCACCGCAGCUGACGCAAUCAUAUCCAUCCUAGAGGCCGCAUCCUUCUCGUCUGCUCAGUCGUCCUUGGUUGGCAUUGCCGCUGCAGCAGGCACAUUCGACCUCGUCUCGCUCGGCGCCAUUGGCUUCUACCUGUACCACAGCCUGGGAAGUGCACACGCGGCCUUGGAGCAAUCCGGGAAGGCGAGAAGAGCCAUUGUGGCCGUCUGCAUCCUCUGGUCAUGUAUCGCAUUGCUGCUGUCCCUGGUGCUGAUCGUUGUGGUCAAGUCAAGGUGGGACGAAAUCACUGCCACUUCUUCGAGCGCGCCCACACUGGAUUGGGACAGUCAUGUCUCUGGGCAAAUGGCAGCAUGGGUCCUGUCAUUCAUCAGCCAGGCUGCUCUGUACGCCUCUCCCCUAUGGAAUCGCAAGGCCCCGCUUGUUCAGACUGUCGUCACAUCCGGCCCCCGAGACUCGGUCAUCAGUGAGAUGCGAACAAACCGCCCCAGGGACUUGUAUAUUGGAAAACCCGUCGAGCCGUCAUCGCCACUGGCUGCUCACCUGCCUCGCGAGCUUUCGCCAGCUCUGCCCUCGCCUACCUUUUCAAGUCGGUCUUCUCAGUCGAUGCGAUCGUUCCGCGAAUCUCUUCGCAACGUCAUCCGCCCAGUCACAUCCCGCACGACUCUGAUCAAUCAGAAAUCAUUUACUCGAGAUGCACCACUCAGCAUCUACUCGAACCGGCAGUCAGUAGACACUGUCUCGCAUUCGGACGGAUUCGACAGCUGGGACACUAGUAGCGUGAGCAUCCCAGCGCGCGACGUCGUGCUGCAACAGACGACACCAUACAAGGUUACUGCGUUAGAGCCCAUCCCCGGAAGCCGCCCAAACUCACCUGCUCGACCAUUGGACGGCCCUUUUCUUUCGGAACUUCCGGAGGAGGAAGACGACGACGACUUGGCACCACCUCCCAGGAUGAUGCCUGAUACGGCGCGCCCACCGAGCCCUGCCGUUAGUGAGGCUCACAUCCACCCACUGUUUAGGUCGGAAAGUCCGUCGGGCUUGCCGCCUCCAACUGCCACACCUGGGACAAGCAUCAUGGCCAGCCCUUACUCAACCCAGGCUAUUACAUGCCCUCGACGCUCGUUUAGCCGCAUGCGAUCAAACAGCCAACUGAGCCAAACCAACACCCUCCACCAAGCCAGGAGCUUUAGCCGGGACCGCCGCCCAACAAGCGAACAGUCCAACUCAAGGAGCCCUUCCCCUCCGAGUCGCGCAAUGACUCCUCCCAUUCCGGACUUUGUGCUCAACUCUUCUCCGCGGAGCAGCGUAUGCGGUGCUCGAAGGGUCCAGCUCCAAUAUACCCCCGACCGAUAA